Messenger RNA from Notothenia coriiceps (black rockcod), 399 nucleotides. RefSeq names its product natriuretic peptide B (gene nppb). The transcript has 3 exons. The record is from RefSeq and is a predicted model, not a curated record. Gene Ontology annotation, cellular component: extracellular region; cytoplasm. Lineage: Eukaryota; Metazoa; Chordata; Actinopteri; Perciformes; Nototheniidae. Gene Ontology annotation, biological process: receptor guanylyl cyclase signaling pathway; cGMP biosynthetic process; negative regulation of systemic arterial blood pressure. The coding region runs from base 1 to 399 and encodes 132 amino acids. Gene Ontology annotation, molecular function: hormone receptor binding; hormone activity.
AUGUGUCUGUCUUCCAUUCCCCUCUGUGGCUUCCUCCUCAUCUUAAACCUACAGCUGUUCUGCACAUCUCCCAUCAACCCCGGCCUCUCUGACGCUGACAUAGACUUCUUUAAGGAGCUCCUUAGCAGACUAGAGGAGUCAGUUUCCGAAGUGGAACAGAGUGUCACUGCAGAGAGGAACCUGGAGAGCCUGAGCACAGAGGAGGCGGUAGACAGACAACAGCUCCCCCCAACUCUGGAUGAGGUAGCAAUCAGGGAGUUUCUCUCAGCAAAGAACCUGAAGAGCAUCCGCAACGACUCGACCAGGAAGUCGUCCAGCUGCUUCGGCCGGCGGAUGGACCGGAUCGGCUCCAUGAGCUCUCUGGGCUGCAACACAGUCGGCAAAUACAAUCCAAAGUAA